Messenger RNA from Cottoperca gobio, 6621 nucleotides. RefSeq names its product DNA (cytosine-5)-methyltransferase 3A-like. Gene Ontology annotation, biological process: negative regulation of DNA-templated transcription. The record is from RefSeq and is a predicted model, not a curated record. Gene Ontology annotation, molecular function: methyltransferase activity. Gene Ontology annotation, cellular component: nucleus; cytoplasm. Lineage: Eukaryota; Metazoa; Chordata; Actinopteri; Perciformes; Bovichtidae.
GAGAUGGCGACCUCUGACCCCAUUGCAAACGCCCCCCCCACCCCGCCUGAGGAGUCGGAGGCCUCCCCCUCCCGUCGCAAGAAGCGCGGGCGUCGGAAACUAGAGCAAACCGAGAAGAAUAAGGACGAGCCAGACGACAGAAACUGCGACUCCCCCAGAGAGGGUGAGGCUGGCAGGCUGCGGAGGAGGCCAGUCCCCAGAGUGACUUUCCAGGCUGGAGAUCCGUACUACAUCAGCAGGAGACAGAGAGAAGAAUGGCUCAGCCGCUGGAAGAUGGAGGCGGAGCGACGGGCGUACAUCGAGGCGGAGAUGAACAUGAUGGACGACCUAUCAGAGAGCUUUCAGAAAGAGGAGGAGUUAGCCAGCCCAGCCCCGCCCCCUUCACAACAACACACAGACCCCGCAUCACCAACGGUUGCCGUGACACCGGAGCCGGGUGCCAGGGUAGAACGGGCCACGCCGCGGGAGAUAGAGUACCAGGAUGGCCGGGACUUCGGCAUCGGCGUCCUGGUGUUUGGGAAGCUGCGAGGUUUCUCCUGGUGGCCCGGCAGGAUCGUUUCCUGGUGGAUGAGCGGCCGGAGUCGAGCUGCGGACGGAACUCGCUGGGUGAUGUGGUUUGGAGACGGCAAGUUCUCUGUGGUGUGUGUGGAGAAGCUCAUGCUUCUGAGUUCUUUCUCAUCUGCCUUCCACCAACCCACCUUCAACAAACAGUCGAUGUACCGGAAAGCUAUUUUCGAGGCUCUGCAGGUGGCCAGUGUUCGGGCGGGGAGGCCAGUUCCUUCCUGUGAUGCGAGCGAUGAUGCAGACGGGGUGGAGAUUCAAACCAGACAGAUGAUAGAGUGGGGCAUGACCGGCUUUCUACCCAAGGGUCCACAAUCACUGGAGCCUGCAGAGGAGGAACAAAAUCCAUGUAAGGAAGUGUACCCAGAGAUGUGGACGGAGCCUGAGGCAGCGUACACGCCUCCACCUGCCAAGAAGCCGCGCAAGAACUCAGUUGAAAAAGCAAAGAUCAGAGAGGUGAUCGACGAAGGGACCAGAGAGAGACUCGUAUGUGAGAUCAAAAAGAAGACCAGGAACAUAGACGAUAUCUGCAUCUCCUGUGGAAGCCUCAACGUCUCUCUGGAGCAUCCUCUCUUCGGAGGAGCGAUGUGUCAAGGCUGCAAAAACUCGUUCCUGGAGUGUGCCUACCAGUACGACGACGACGGCUACCAGUCCUACUGCACCAUCUGCUGUGGAGGCAGGGAGGUGCUCAUGUGUGGCAACAACAACUGCUGUAGGUGUUUCUGUGUGGAGUGUGUGGACCUGUUGUGCGGAGCAGGCUCGGCGGCGGCAGCCAUCAAAGAAGACCCCUGGAACUGCUUCAUGUGCGGCUCUCGAAGUGCGUACGGGUUACUGCGGCGACGGGACGACUGGCCCUGCAGACUACAACACUUCUUCGCCAACAACCACGAACAGGACUUUGAGCCAGCCAAGUUGUAUCCUCCAGUUUCAGCGGAGAAGAGGAAACCCAUCAGAGUUCUCUCCCUGUUUGACGGCAUUGCCACAGGUUUGUUGGUGCUGAGGGAUUUGGGCAUGCAGGUUGACAAGUACGUGGCGUCUGAGGUGUGUGAGGACUCCAUUACAGUCGGCAUGGUCCGACACCAUGGUCGCAUCAUGUACGUGGGAGACGUACGCAACGUAACACGCAAACAUAUCGAGGAGUGGGGACCAUUCGACCUGGUGAUCGGAGGAAGCCCCUGCAACGACCUCUCCAUCGUCAACCCUGCGAGGAAAGGCCUUUUCGAGGGGACCGGCCGGUUGUUUUUCGAGUUUUACCGCCUGCUGCACGAGGCUCGGCCGAAACCGGGCGACCAGCGUCCGUUCUAUUGGCUGUUUGAGAACGUGGUCGCUAUGGGAGUCAGCGACAAACGGGACAUCUCCCGCUUUUUAGAGAGUAACCCAGUGAUGAUCGACGCCAAGGAGGUCUCUGCUGCCCACCGCGCUCGCUACUUCUGGGGAAACCUGCCAGGCAUGUCCAGACCUCUGACAGCCAUGAAUAAUGACAAGCUGGACCUACAAGAGUGCCUCGAGCACGGACGUACAGCAAAGUUUGAGAAGUUGCGUACGAUAACGACACGCUCCAACUCUGUGAAGCAGGGGAAAGACGAGCAUUUCCCCGUCUUCAUGGACAGCAAGGAGGACAUCCUCUGGUGCACCGAGAUGGAAAGGGUGUUUGGUUUCCCCGUCCACUACACCGACGUGUCCAACAUGAGUCGUCUGGCCAGGCAAAGGCUGCUGGGACGUUCCUGGAGCGUCCCCGUCAUCAGGCACCUCUUCGCCCCGCUCAAAGAGUACUUCGCCUGCAACUAGUCACGCACCAACUCUCUCUCUCACACACACACACACACACACACACACACACACACACACACACACACACACACACACACACACACACACACACACACACACACACACAUUAUAAACAGUAUGUAACGCAGUAUACAGCCUGUACAUGAAGGUUGGCAGACACGCAAAGACACAGAUGACUGGACACACACACAUACAGGCCUGUCACAAUUACUCUUUUUUUUUCAAAGAGCAAUGAACUUUAAAUUCUUGUGAAAAUAUUAACCCAUCUGAAAUAAAGUAAAACCACACAACCAAAAUAAUAAAUAAAAAGAACUCUCGGGCUCUGUUAAAGAAAGAAGUCUUAUAUUGGUCCCUGCGGUUUGUUCUGGCAUAAUGUCGGCUAAAAUGUUGGUGAUGUUAAAACAAACGCAUGUAAACACAACGGGCAAUAUUGAGGUCAGCUAAAAUGAUGGAGGUCAUGUCCAUAUAUCGUAUGAUGACGAUGUAAUUAUCGUGACAGGUCUACACACACACACACUGUACAGGACUGCUUCCCUAGAUCCCAUGUAGACCACUGGCUGACCUUAGUCCCCUGGUGCUACCUUGCUGAUUCACACACACACACACACACACACACACACACACACACACACACACACACACACACACACACACACACACACUCCUGUCUUCUCUUCACACACAAACUUCCUGUCCAACCUUGAAACUGGUGUCUUCUUCUGGCUUUACUGUGUGAGUUCAAACCUCCAGGGGGCGCAAUACUGACAAAGACGCCCCGACUUUCUGUUUCUAACAUCUCUCCGAAUGCAUCCACACACCAGUGAAUCCCUCUGGACCGGAACACUUAACUGUUUUUAUGCGUAGUGACUGCUGCUGACAAACAUACAAACACACACACACACCAGUUAAAGCUUGUGGUGCUGGUCAGGCAGUGAUAGAGUUCAAAUGGUGCCACUUUAAUACUACACUUUUAAAGUUUUUGGUGCUCUAGGAGACUGAACUGUCUCUGGUUGUUUAAGUCGCUACAUAUUUGUGUCCAAAUACAAGCAGGUGGGGGCGACACUAAGCAAGAGAGGUGCAUUUUUAAGAUCUAUUUAUUUGUCUAUAUUAGUCCAAAGAAGAAAGAAAAAACAAUAGGACUAUAAAAUAAAAUAGCUGAUAGACAGGUGAUGUUGAUUUGCAUGUUCCUUCAAGAAAAUACUGCAGCGCCCUCCAGUGGACAGUCACUAGAUUAGAAAAGAUUUAAAGAAAUACAUUUUAUACUUAAUACCUACUAAGUAACAUCCAAGUAAUUCAUCCAGUGAGAUUACUUCUGCCUCCAGAGCAGCACUGCCUCUGAGAAACAUUAAACAAAACACUUUCAAUGGGGUUCAGUGUUUAUUUAAAGCAUUUAAAGUUAAAGGAAGUCAAUUAAACGUGAACAUGUGGUUAUUAUACAGCUUCUUUUGUCUUCUCCGCCUGAGUUAUUGUCUGGGAAAAAGUCAAAACUAAUCACAGUCCACCAGCUCUUGCAAGUUACGUUCCCACUUUGCUUUAUAACGAUCCAAAAUGUCCUCUUAUCGCAGCGACAUCCACUAAUACCAGAGACGGACCUUUAUUCUGUAGACACUAUGCUGGUUUUCUACUUCCUACAACUGAAACAGAUAGCCCUGUGUGAAUAAAAAAAACUGAUACGUCCUUAUAUCAAUUGCAUCACCUGUUUCUGGGUGUCUCUUCUGCCUUUUUGCCCAACUGCAUGCUGGGAUAAACUCCAAUACAUUGCAUAGGAAUAAUCAAGGAUCACAAAACUCUUUAAUUCUGCGACUUGUAGUGUUGCAAUGCUUCUGCACCUACACCUGGCCUUCCCCCAUCUUCUUCUUCUUCUUCUUCUUCUUCUUCUUCUUCUUCUUAUCGAUAAGAGUUGCAUCUAGUGGACUGUCUCUUGCCACAUCUAUUCCGGCAUGAGUGAAAAGAUGCAAGAUGUUCCUGAAUGUAGUGCAGGUAUGAAUAGUAAAAAUCUCUAGUGGUAGUAAUUUCUUGGGAACUGUGUGUGGAAGAGGCUUUAUUAUACACACAGGCAGUGUGUGUAGACGUCCCGACACACCGAUGUUUUAUUUACACAGGGCUGCCUUUCAGAGAGAACAUCUCUUUCAGUCUGGUGCUUUUGGUCCUCAAGCGGCCAUCUUUUUCCAGGAAGCCUUCUGAUCCUCUGACCUUCCUCAGAUACAAGCUUACAACUGGACACAUGCAGUCUAUGCUGACACACACACACACACACACACACACACACACACACACACUAAAACACAUACACAAACUUUUACAAAAAAACAACAAUAAACCAGCAGGUUCAAGUUUUUUCAAUCAUGUUUACUCUCAGUUCAUACAACCAACCUACAGGUGCUUUUAAAACUCUUGAAACUCUUUUUUUUACAUCGUUCUUGCAGGUUACGCACACACACACACACACACACACACACACAUACACACACACACACACACACAUUCGCUGGAAACACAGUGCCGACUUUCACGCUUUCUCUGAACUCCUUUCGCUAACAAAACAUCAACACACACACACACACACACACAUGCAUACACACUGUGUUUUUUCCGACCGCCUGUUGCCAUCAGGCUUGGUGCUCCCAAACAACCCCCCCCCAACUCCCCUCCCCCAGGUGCUGCAUGUCAGUCAGUCAGUGUAAUCUCCGAUUCCAUGUUAGAUUAGGGAGUAAUGAUAAUAAUAAUCAUGGUAAUAAUAAUUACAAUAAUAAUCUGUUAUCGUGUGUGUGUACUGUUCCAGGUUGGUGCUCAGUUCAGUUCUGUCUCAGCCUAGAGGGGAGAGAGAGAGGCUCGAGAAAGCAUAUAUUACAGUUAGUAUAGUGACUUGUUCUAUUGUACCCAAGGAUGCCGGAAGAAAUUGUUAACCCGUUGAGCUAAAGGACACUCUCAAACAAGAGCGGGUUGAAAUAAGACAGAAUGUAAGUGUUGCAACACAUUAUCAAUAAACACACAGAAAUCUAAUGAUCUGAGGAAAACAGAAAACCAUCCAAAGUUUACCGUUCCAAAAGUUUUUGUCAGAACCUCCUGAAGAAGUUUAAGAAACUAGAAGUCUGCAAGUAACGAUUAUUUUCUCGGUUUUAAAAAAAAGUAUAAAAUACUGAUCACAACUUCCCCCGAGAUGUUUUGAUCGAAGACACAAAUAUAUUUAGUAGAUAUUGUAAAUAUUCACAUCUGAUAAUUAAUUUUCAUUUUACCCCUCCACACGUGUAAAAGUCAUCUGAGAAUGGAAAGUGUUUGGUUUAGUUCAUUUGCACAUAUUAAAAUCAAUCAAAUGGCAUCAAACAGCAAUACAAUUAAACAAUACAAAUAACUACGACAGUGUUUCAAAACCUUCUCAAAAGAGAAAAACAAAUCUGUCAAAGAGGAUUGUUUAGCUUUUCUUACUUUAACACACAUUUUGACUAUUCUUUCGGUAAUAUUGGACACUCCGACCUCCUCAUGGAAAAUAAUUCCCUUAAAAAAGACAAAUACAACAACAGUAAGGGCGUAAACAUUAGGAACCACUGUGUUAUGACAUAAUAAACAAAUCCAGACGAAAAGAAUGCUCCAUAACUCCGACUCCUGUCCUGUAUCUGAUACUGUAGGAAGUUGAGUUUCCUGAAAUAAUAAUAACAACAUAUACCAAAUGUGACAAGGUUUACAACUAGCUGUUGCUUUAUUUUGAAAGGCUCACAAGCUAAUUUUGUGUAAUUUCAACAUGUGUCUGUUUGAGAGUGCAGUCGGACUAAAGCAAGAGGAAUGGAGACGAUAUUUUUAGACGAUGGGUAACGCGGUGAUGAUGUUUCUGUUCGCCUAUCAACAGCUUUUAGGCUGAGUGAUGCGCUGUUUUCAACACUGAUACACUUGCAGACAUAAAACACACAAAACACUGUUAAUAACACACAAACAACGCAGAGAUACAUGCACAACACCUACAAAUACAAUGCUGUGGCGCAUGCAGACACUCAUCUCAUGGACUAAAGGAAAGAUGAGCUUUUAGGAAAAAUGAGGACCUGGUGGUUCAAAAGGUGCUAAAAUUUUAUCUGAAAAUAAGAAAAAUAUAUUGUUAGGAGUAUAAAUCAAGUUUGUCUUUACAAUGACUGUAUUUAAGUUUGUCGUAGUAAUAAAAAGGCACUAUUAUUAUUUUACUCUUGUAUGAAUAUGAACUAAUUAAAAAGGCAUUUUAACUUUGUACUUGAACAAUGUAAGAAAUGAACCGUGAAUAAAAAAAAGGACUGUUUCUUGUGA